Messenger RNA from Momordica charantia (bitter melon), 2662 nucleotides. Its product is annotated as O-fucosyltransferase family protein. Gene Ontology annotation, cellular component: chloroplast; cytoplasm; Golgi apparatus. NCBI's taxonomy places the organism in Eukaryota, Viridiplantae, Streptophyta, Magnoliopsida, Cucurbitales, Cucurbitaceae. The record is from RefSeq and is a predicted model, not a curated record.
CUAGUAGAAGCGUCAAAGCGUGUUAGUCCAUUUCGUCAGACCCGACGCAGACUAUACAUCCUCCACUAGUGCUCCCAAGCCAUUUUCUCUCCGGAAUCCCCUCGUCAUUCAUUCACAUUCUUAUCGCCGUCGAUGCCCAUCGCUGACGAAAGGCACAUUUAUACCCAUUGGUGAAGCUGAAGAUAGCAAAGGGAUUGGUUUUUCUCCCCUCCCCAGACCUUCUAAAAUGUGGUUUGCCAGUUUUGAACUGUUGAAGUUGCAGACCAGAGGUUGUAAAGUUUCUCAUGCUUUUUGAUUGCGAUAUCUUAACUAAAACCAUCAUUAGGCGGGAGAGAUCAUGGUUCCACAGCGCCACCACAACAGCAACGAUGGGGUUUCUCAAAGGGUCAACAGCCCGCGGUUCUCGGGUCCUAUCACUCGUCGUGCCCACUCCUUCAAGCGUAACAACAACUCCACUGACGCUCAUAAUAGCAAUAAUUCGAACAUCAUCAACAAUAAUGUGCUCAGUAGUCACCAUGAGAUCGAUCUUCCCGCGAACUCACCCAGAUCAGAAGUUUUCAGAAGCUCGGUUCUGGUCGAUGGGGUUGAAUCUGCUUUGGAACGGAAGACGGCUCCACAUGUUAGCCAGAGAAUCCACGGGGGUGUUGCUGCUAAAAGUUUGUUAAAAAAUGGAUUUGUUUCUCUCGACUUUAGGUUAAGGGAAAAAAAGAAAUUGGGGCAUUGGAUGUUCAUGAUGUUCUGUGGCCUCUGCUUGUUUCUGGGUAUUUUGAAGAUCUGCAUGAAUGGUUGGUUUGGAUCUGUCAUUGAGACCAACGAAUCACACCAGGAUAUACCUGACUCCAUCACAAGUCGAAGUCAAGUGGAUCAGAGUUCUCAUAAUAUUAGACACAGAGAAGGGGAAAGUGAUAUUGAGCGAGCUCUGAUGAUGGAAUCAGGUGUAGGUGGUCGUCAAAAUUCCAUGGAUGAGGCAAGUGAGAAACCUGAGUUUGAAAAGUUUUAUGAUUGGUAUUCAGAAAUCUGGUUGAAACCCGAUAGCGAGAAUUUUGCUCCUUGCAUAGACGAGGGAAGGCGCCACAAAAAGCUAGAUGCAAAGACAAAUGGAUACAUUCUUGUAAAUGCCAAUGGUGGCUUGAAUCAGAUGAGAUUUGGGAUCUGUGACAUGGUUGUCAUUGCAAAGGUUAUGAAGGCAACACUUGUCCUUCCCUCGCUUGAUCAUAAAUCCUACUGGGCAGACGAAAGGUUCCAUUGCAAUGACAACUUUAAAGAUCUGUUCAAUUGGCAACACUUUCUUGAGACACUGAAGGACGAUAUUCAUAUAGUUGAGACACUACCACCUGCCUAUGCUGAAUUAGUGCCUUUCAACAAAACACCAAUUUCUUGGUCCAAGAUUGGUUACUAUAAAACAGAGGUCCUCCCACUGCUGAAGCAGCACAAGGUGAUGUAUUUUACUCAUACAGAUUCCCGGCUGGCUAACAAUGGUCUCCCGAGUUCUAUACAGAAGUUGAGAUGUCGUGUCAAUUUCCAAGCAUUAAAAUAUUCAGCUCCAAUUGAAGAACUAGGGAGUACCUUGGUCUCUAGAAUGCGACAGAAUGGAGGCCUUUAUAUUGCUCUUCAUUUGAGGUAUGAGAAGGAUAUGCUUGCAUUUACAGGCUGCAGUCAUUAUUUGAUGACAGAAGAAGAUGGCGAGCUGCGUAGAAUGCGUUAUGAAGUUGCCCAUUGGAAAGAGAAGGAUAUCAACGGGACGGAGAGAAGGUUGCUUGGUGGCUGCCCCCUGACCCCGAGGGAGACUUCCCUUUUGCUCAGAGGGUUGGGUUUUCCACCCAGCACCAGGAUAUACUUGGUAGCUGGUGAGGCUUAUGGAAAUGGAAGUAUGCAAUAUCUUAAGGAUGAUUUCCCUAAUAUAUACUCUCAUUCUACACUCUCCACAGAAGAAGAGCUGAAUCCUUUCAAGAAUCACCAGAACAUGUUGGCAGGUAUAGACUAUGUCGUUGCCCUUCAAAGCGAUGUUUUUAUUUAUACGUAUGAUGGAAAUAUGGCAAAGGCAAUUCAAGGUCACAGGCGUUUUGAGGGCUUCAAGAAGACCAUAAGUCCAGACAAGGCAAGUUUUGUCAAACUUGUUGAUGAUCUGGAUGAAAGAAAGAUAUCAUGGAAAAAAUUUAGUUCAAAAGUGAAAAAGCUUCAUAAAAAUCGGGCAGGGGCUCCAUAUCUUCGGGAGCCUGGAGAAUUCCCAAAGUUGGAGGAGAGUUUUUAUGCAAAUCCCCUUCCAGGAUGCAUUUGUGAUAGAACCACAGAAGAAUAGGGGCCAAAUUGAUUUACUUGUACUCUCUCAGACUUUUCUCAAUUGCUAUGGAAGAGGUUAAAGGGUUUCUGCCAUUUACUUGGGCACGUCUCCACCAACAGACUGUCGUAAUCUUUCAAAUUUAAGAGAGCUCGCUGGUUGGAGAAUACUCCAUAUAGGCGUAGAGGCCCUCCCUCAGGUCAGGUUGAAUCCAGUUUGUUGUGGUAAUGAUUCUUUAGUAUACCAUAGAAACGCAACCAAUUGUACCAUGUAAUCAACCUACUCCCCAAGGGGGGUAAUACAGAUACUGAAUGAACUGCGUUAAAAAUCAUAAAUACAAAAUUGUGAUACCAUAUCUCAAUAAACUUCACCGUUUUUCAUUCA